CUCAGGCCACUGCAUGAAGGCAUGAGGUCAGUUUUAUAUUAAAACCGACCAACACUACAUGUACAUGUACAGUACAUGUAUAUAAGCCAUCAUUAUUCACACAGACCAAGCCAAACAGCACACAACACCUUGGGUUCCUGGAGCCGUUACACCUGUAACUGUACUACUGAGUGCUGAGAUAUACCCAUGUACAAAAUUAUUCCAACUGGUGAAUACAUCAAAGAGGAAAUGGAGCCCCACCCACAGAAUCCAACAGAACUCACAGCUCGGUCUGUCUUGGAGAUGCUAACUCAAGACUUUCUGAAGUGUCAUAUCUGCCUUAACACCUUCGAAUCUCCAACCUUUUUGGACUGCCAGCACACAUUCUGCCUACAAUGUCUUGAAAACCUGCGAAGUAGCAACGGGCGUUCCUGCAAUGAAUUGGGCUGCCCUGAUUGCAGAGUCAAGACACCGUUGAUCGGAAGGAGUAUAUCGGCACUGAAACCCAACUUCACAAUGGCGUCACUGGUGGCUGAGGUCAAGAGCCAGAAAAGGAUGCUGUGCAUUCAGCAGAUGGCCAUGAUCCCUACAUGCAGUCUGUGUAACAAGGCCAAUGUAGUCAUCCUGUGCAGUGACUGUCGGGAGAGGCUGUGCCAAGACUGCUGGAUGAAACAGGAGUCCAACCAUGCCACCCACAAGACUGAUGUUCUGGAUCUUAUCUGGACUGAGAAAUCUCCCACUGUCCCGAAGUGCAGCAAGCAUGGGGAGAGCCAAUGCUGCUACUUCUGCCAAACCUGCCAGGAUUUUAUCUGCCUGAUGUGCAUGGCAACCUUGCAUCGCAGCCACGAACACAAGCAUCUGGAAAUCGAUCAAGCAUAUGACACAGCGAGGCAGGAGUUAGGCAUUCUCCUGUCCAGAUCUGAGAAGCGUCUACAAGAAUACAUCUCACACAAAGCUAUCAUCGAGAGAAAAUGUAAUGAGAUGCAGGACGAAAUUGCUGAGGCAACUACCAAAAUCCAGCAGUCAGGAGGUCCCAACAAGGAUCGAUACCUUUCCAAACUUACUGAAUUUGCACAAGCAAGGGCAGCCGAGUACUCCAAAGCAAUGGAGGCUGCAUGCACGAAAGUUGAGUGGGUUCAAAACAUACGUGACACCAUCAGUAAACGGGUAAGCUCAGCAGAUAAAUAUGCCCUCCUCCGAUCAAAGGAAGAACUGGUACUGCAGCUACGACAUAUUCUUGAAAAGACAGUUCCAAUUCCCGAACUACCAACAAUUGUCUACAUCAACGUGAGAAAAGCCAAGUGCUACAAGUCAGCUGAUUUCCAGGUGACUUCAAGUAAUGACACAUGGUACAUGGAUGACACCGAAAUGUCCAUCCCCGUUAGACCUGGGCCAAGGCUGUACUGGGUCCAAAUAAAGCUCUAAGAUCCAAUCCCAUUCCUGAUAUGUACUGGCACCUUACAUGUACAUGAAGGUCACAAACUCCAGGCACAAACCACCCAUUUGAUUGAGUGCCAGACGCAUAGCAUCAACAAUGCUGAGGUGACAGCUCAGCCUUUCUCUUGGUUAGGGAUGAGGAACUUCUCCAGCACUCCGUCCAUCUGAGCUAGUAAAUCUACAUGUAAAUAUCGAUAGUACUUACAUGUACACCUGUACAUGUAUGCAAUCUUCAGCUUGUAUAUAAGCAAUGCAAGCCGCUAUGGUAUAUUCGUCCCUCUUCCCAGUUCAAAAAGCACCAAUAGGAAAGCACAAUGCAGUAUUGGGAAUUAAUGAACCAAAACAAAUCAAUAGAUAUUUGAACCUUAUUCAAUCUGGAUUAACUACUGUACAUGUAAUUACUUAAAAGCAUAUGCACAAUACCGGUACCUCAGAUUCGGAGGUGAAAUUAAUUAUUGCAUUGUUUGAGUUUGCAAUAAGUUUAUUAAAUGUUUUAAUCAACUGCAUAAUAUAAUUUCAAAUUGGAGAGUGCAGUAUUUGUCACUCAUCUGGUAAAAUCCAAUGCUUAUCACUUUGCUUUAUCAAAAGAAAUUUACUAGUAUCUAUAUUAUUUUGAUGCUGUACUAGGACAUGUAAAUUAUCCGUUGAUACAGAGAAAACAAAAUGUAGUGUUUAACUCUUAGCUCACAGAAGCAACAUGCACUGGUACUGGAUCUAUUUUGCCAAUAUUCUGUAGUUUUAAAACUUGAAUACUAAUCGGCUUUAAUCCAAAGUACCGGUAUACGUGCAUGUAUACACAUUUGAUGACAACACUGUGAUAUUCAACCAGUAUGUCGCACACAUGAAUGUACACGUUUAUGUUUCAUGUACAUGUACACCCAUACAUCAUGUACAUAUACAUGCAUAACUACUGUACUGAGAGUAAAGCGUGUGUACAAGUCGUUCUUAGAAUAAAGAAAAAUUACAAAAUGCUGCUACUGAAA
Acanthaster planci (crown-of-thorns starfish) is the source of this 2399-nucleotide messenger RNA. RefSeq names its product E3 ubiquitin-protein ligase TRIM56-like. Gene Ontology annotation, cellular component: nucleoplasm. The record is from RefSeq and is a predicted model, not a curated record. Gene Ontology annotation, molecular function: zinc ion binding; ubiquitin protein ligase activity. NCBI's taxonomy places the organism in Eukaryota, Metazoa, Echinodermata, Asteroidea, Valvatida, Acanthasteridae.